GCAACUCAAUUCCCUAGUAGCGAUCGGUUGAAGUGGUUCACCAUUCGAAAGCGCUCUCUUAUCUUCGUUAGUCUGUGAGCCAGUGGUGAAAAGAGUGUUUUUUUUUCAAUUAGUGUGAAUAACUUUAGUUUGAAUUUGGCAGACGUGACCUUUACUGAUCACAAUGGUGCUGGAUCUAAAUUUCUCCCGUUACGAUAACACCACUCCGUUCGGUUUCAAGCUGGUCGGUGGAGCCGAUUUCGACGUUCCACUGACGGUCGUUAAAAUCCUACCCGGAAGCAUUGCCGAAGCCGUUGGCAUGCGUAUCGGGGACGUUGUGAUGCGUAUCAAUGACAUACCGACGGGCAACAUGUCCUACUACGACGCGCACCAGCUGUUGGCCUGCGCCGGCAACCAAUUCGUGCUCGGCAUCUUAAGGGCACGUGAGGUAUCGUCGUCUCAGCGAUUGAUCAAGGAGAAGACCCCGACGGGUGAGGUGGAGUACAUCAAUACCUCGCCGAAACCGUUCUGGACGCCGAACGCACCGUUGUUGGGCCAAUCGCAGGAGGAGCGCGAGAUCGACGAGCAGAUCCCCGACGUACCGAUAACCGACGAGCAGAUUGCCGAAAUUCUGUCGGGUGAAGCCGAAGUGCUGAAGCAGCACAACAUUAUCGGAGUGAACUUCAACAAAAUGAUCCCAACGUCGGGAGUUUUCAAGCAGAGCGAAGUCUUCAAAACGCUCAACAGCGAGCUGGUUCAGACCGACGAGGAGGACAAGAAGUGGACCACCUUCCUGCAGAAGCCACAGCGCCCGGCACCGAAGACGCCGGACGAGAAGCAUCUCGAACGGAACCCGCCGACCGAGCGCUACCAGGUACGAAUCGUAAAGCAACCGAAACCGAAAAUUGCUCCAGACUACAAGCCACCCCAAUCGCCGGAACCCGAACCGGAACCGGAACCGAUACCGAUGUACGACGAGUAUCUGUACGAACGCCAGGAGGUCGAAGUCGAGACGAUCAAGACGUUCGUCGAAGAAACGAUCGUUCUGGGUGAACCGAAAACAGGUAACCUCGAUAACCCCGGUUCCAGCCCUUCCCUCUACUACGUCUGCUCCGAUGGUGUCCACUGUGGUGAAGAAGACGAGAAUGCUAACGCCACUUCCAAUCCAGGUGACGGAGAGCCCACCUCCGCAAGCCCCAGCGAAGAAGAACCGUCGGAAGAGUUCCGCGAGCAGCUACAGAAUGUGCAAAAACAACUGGAGGCGCUGUCUGCGCUCCCGAACACGAUUCAGGCUACGAUAGCCGCGCUGACCGAACAGCUGGCCAUGCUGGCCACUCCGAAAAGGAAGUCCAAGUCCAUUUCACCUCGCCCGGAAGAAGCAGAGCCAACAGCGGCCGAUGAUGGCGAGCAGUCGGCGGAGGCCAUAGUGCCCGAAGUGUCCGAAACGUUCGAGGUGACCGAGUUCACCAGGGCGGACAGCAGCAACGCUGAGCAGUCCUCAUCGGUCGACGAAGGCGAGCACAUCCAGUAUACGGCGGAAGAGCUUGAGCAGCUACAGAAAAGGAUGAAGGAACACGAUAUCGAGUGGACCAAUAACAACGAUAAGGAUUCUGAUAGCUCCAGCCAGAACCAUCCGAGCGGAGACAUUAGAACCGCUGUUCAAGACGAGCUAAAGCUGCAAGUGGUGAAAAAGAAGAAGAAGGCCACGAGUGCCUUCGGCCCAUUGACACCGCAGGAGCGGCCCAUCUACUUGCCCGGAGGGCGCAAAUGGCGCACGGCCAAGGAUGCGUUUAACGAGCAGUUCAUUGCCGAAGUGAUCAGCUCUCAGGCGGAAUUGAUCCAAGGCACAACGUUGGGGGUGAAUUUUCUUAAGUACCAGAAACCGGAAAAAGACCUAAGCUUUAUUCGGAACAGCGACGUCUACAAGCUGGUACACGAUAUGGAUCCCCCGAAAAGCGGUAUCGAGCUGCGCCCGGAGAUGGUGGUGGCCGAAGAAGAUGUGCGAAAGGUAAUGAAGGACGAAACCAUUUUCCAGCCUCGCAAGGCGAAGGUUUUCCUCUACCAAAAUUAGUAUACCCUGAGCUUUUGGACUUUUUUUGCGAUUCCUGCGUUGCCGAUUGGUUCAAUUUCGCCUUUCUCCUCGUUUUUUCACCGGCCUUCGUUUCUUCCCUGCGACGUCGUGCAACAACUGGGACCCCUCGUCGAUAAAUUUUCCUUCGCCGUUCCGGUCGUUGUUGUCGCCCCAUCAUCAUCUAACCGGGUAUUGGCACCUCAUCAACGAUACUAAUUCCACAAAUGGCUGCAAUUCCGGGCCGGUCACUGUAGUGUGCAUCACCGUGCUGAAGAGGUUCCCAGGCCCUAGACCUUCCCGUUCCCGAUUUCCUUCUCCCAAAGAGCAAUUUCGUAUUGGUUAAGUUUCCGACGCUUCUAUGAAGGACAUUACUACUUUUCUUUACUAUUACUUCUUAAACUCAUUUGUGAGAAAGGACAAAUGCUGAGGGCACACCUAUAAUCAUUUAACAGUUUGCGAGUUAUACGCUUCUGCUCAUCCGGCUAUCAAGAUCAUAAGUUUUCUCUGUUUUCAUCGUCUUUUGUUACUGUAUCGAUCAUCGCUUAGUUAUCCUUCGUUAGCGAGUAACUAUAAUAGACUGGUACUGUUGUGUAAAUAAGUGAAAUAAAAAUAAAACUACGGA
Messenger RNA from Anopheles cruzii, 2672 nucleotides. RefSeq lists its product as uncharacterized. The transcript has 8 exons. Gene Ontology annotation, cellular component: filamentous actin; adherens junction; stress fiber. The record is from RefSeq and is a predicted model, not a curated record. Gene Ontology annotation, molecular function: muscle alpha-actinin binding; actin binding. Lineage: Eukaryota; Metazoa; Arthropoda; Insecta; Diptera; Culicidae. The coding region runs from base 164 to 2050 and encodes 628 amino acids. Gene Ontology annotation, biological process: actin cytoskeleton organization; muscle structure development.